Messenger RNA from Pyricularia pennisetigena, 375 nucleotides. RefSeq lists its product as uncharacterized. Lineage: Eukaryota; Fungi; Ascomycota; Sordariomycetes; Magnaporthales; Pyriculariaceae. The transcript has a single exon. Bases 1 to 375 code for a protein of 124 amino acids. The record is from RefSeq and is a predicted model, not a curated record.
AUGGCCGUUCCGGCGCUGGCAGUUGGCGGCGCCAAAGCCUUGCGAAGAACCAGAAAGAAGACACCAUUGAUCGACAUGGACAGAGAGACACGAACCCCCAUUUACUGCCGGGUUCAAAAGUGCGUAGCGCUCGGUGACGGUAACCAGGAAUGUGGGCCAUGGAUAAAGGUUUAUCCCGGAGGUUCGCACACUUUCACGGAUGGGCAGGAUUCUAUCACCAUUACUUUUGGCCAAAAGUGCGAAAAGACGGUCUCGGGCAACACUGAAAACCCGUUGAUCGGUUUUCCGACUGAGAGAGUGUACAGGUCUGAGGACCUUGUUAUGGGAGCGAUUUCGAGGCUGUUUGAGUUCCCGCGGCCCCCAAAUUAUCAUUAA